Molecule: messenger RNA, 2149 nt
Organism: Alosa sapidissima (American shad)
Lineage: Eukaryota; Metazoa; Chordata; Actinopteri; Clupeiformes; Clupeidae
Gene: gpc1a
Product: glypican 1a
Exons: 9
Coding region: 419-2071 (550 amino acids)
Biological process (GO): cell migration; regulation of protein localization to membrane; negative regulation of fibroblast growth factor receptor signaling pathway
Cellular component (GO): cell surface; synapse; extracellular region
Molecular function (GO): fibroblast growth factor binding
Source: RefSeq, a predicted model, not a curated record
AGGGCAACAGGGAGCGCACAGGCACCUGUCUCGCGUGCGGUCUUUAUCUCGGUUUAUUUAUCUGAAUUGCUCUAUUAUCACGAUCGGUGUAGGACUAUAAUGACAUUGUUAUUAAACAAUGUGAUGGGAAAGCUAUUCGGAUUUAGACUUUUACGGACACAGAAGGCAGUGGAUGUAGCACAUGCUUUUCUUAGUGAUUGAUUCGGGUUUUUUUCCUCAGUGAGAGGACCUGUGCUGCCGAGAGGUAUUCUGCACGCACCUGCUGACAAUACAAUUGAAACUGUGGAUACAUUUCUGGAUUAUCAGUAGACAUUAUUUUUUUCUGAUCAACGGAAUUGGAUUUAAUCUAUGCUUCUUGUAUCUUAACUUCAGAGCAUUCUCCGCUGCCGAGCUCGCAUCGCACCGUGUGUCAGACACAAUGGAUGUUACGGCGACAGUCCUGCUCCUCUCGCUAGCUGUCCCGGUACUACUGUCGGCGGACAGCGUGGGCAGCAAGGCGCGAAGCUGCGCUGAUGUUCGUCAGUUCUACAGCGGCAAGGGUUUCACGUUAAAUGGAGUUCCUCAAAGCGAAAUAUCUGGUGAGCACCUGCGUGUGUGUCCUCAGGGCUACACGUGUUGUACCAGUGCCAUGGAGGAGACGCUUGUGGCUCUGAGUCGCCGAGAGCUGGAGGGGCUUGUGAGAGAGGCGGGGAGAUCCAUCCAGGCGACGCUCAACGCACAGUACCGCAGCUUCGACACAUACUUUUUGGAGCUGCUGGACGGUUCUGAGCGCUGGCUGGAGUCGGAGUUCCCGGAGGCUGUGGGCGGGCUCUACGAGCGGAACGCGGGACUGUUCCGUGAUCUCUACGGAGACCUGCGGCGGUUCUACCGCGGUACCCCGCUGAGCCUGGACGAGGCGCUGGACGACCUCUGGACUCGGCUGCUGGAGCGCCGCAUCAAGGCCACGCCCAACAUCACCAUGGCGACCGACGGUCUGACGGAUGACUUCCUGGAGUGCGGCGUGAAGCAGGCGGAGGCCCUGCAGCUGUACGGAGAGGCCCCGCGCCAGAUGAAGACGGCGCUGGUCCCGACACUCAUCACCGCGCGCGCGUUCACACAGGCCCUGACCAGCGCAGGAGAGGUGGUCCGCAAAGUCUCACAGGUUCCCCUGAGUGCUGAGUGUAAUCGCGCCAUUAUGAAGCUGGUGUAUUGUGGUCAGUGCCGUGGGCUGGGCGGUCUGAAGCCGUGUCCCAACUACUGCACUAACGUCAUGAAGGGUUGCCUCGCCAACCAAGCUGACCUGCAGGCAGAGUGGGAAAGCCUGAUUGACGCUCUGCUCGAGGUGGCCGCUAGCUUCGGAGCGUCCCCAGGCCUGGACUCGGCUCUCUUCUCCAUCCCAGUGCGCAUCUCUGAAGGACUGCUCAGCCUCCAGGACGGCAUGGAUACUUUCAGAAGCAAGGUCUGGCAGGCGUGUGGGACUCCAACAGUAGAACCGACUGAGAGUGCAGGCUCUGAAGACAGGAGGAAGAGGAGCAUCACAGUCCUGCAUUACAAAUCCAGCUCCACUGCUGCUGUUCGUCUGGAAGUGCAGGUGUCUGAUGUGUCCAGUAAGCUGAAGGAGAUGCUGCAGUUCUGGCUGCAGCUUCCAGCCGCCCUCUGCAAGAGCAAAGCUGCCAGCAGCACCGACAGGUGUUGGAACGGCAACACUAAGGCCAGGUACCUGCCGGAGGUGAUAGGCGACGGCCUGGCCAGCCAGAUCAACAACCCUGAGGUGGACGUGGACAUCACCAAGCCGGACAUGAGCGUCCGGCAGCAGAUCAUGCAGCUGAAGAUCACCACCAGUCGCCUGCUUACGGCUCUUAGUGGACAGGAUGUGGACUUCCAGGACAACAGUGAUGACAUCAGCGGUUCAGGAAGUGGUCUGUGCUUAGGCCAGGCCUGUGUCCACUCUCGGGUGCUGGUCUCCAGGGGCAACAGGCCAAGGUACUACACCCCUGAGAACAAGAGAGUGAAAGGAACAGCCAAUCAGGGCCUUCCGUGUAACAACCUCGUCCUGCUCUCAUUGGCCAGCGUGGUGCUGCUCAGGCGGUAAUGGGCAGGCCUUUGGAGGGCCAGGACUGUUUUUUUUUGUUUCCAUGUCAGCGAGGGUUUUUUAGUUCCCACGGUGGGA